This is a messenger RNA of Danio rerio (zebrafish), 2638 nucleotides long. The record is from RefSeq and is a predicted model, not a curated record. Lineage: Eukaryota; Metazoa; Chordata; Actinopteri; Cypriniformes; Danionidae.
AUGCUUGGUUUUGUGGGUUGUUUUUUGAUUUGGUACAAUAAGCAGUCAGUGUGCUGGGUUUGUUGCUUGGUUUUAUUAAGCCAUGGAUCAAGGGUGGAAAAGGUUACCCUUUUUAGUAGUCUUCCUGCUAUUUUGGAUGAAUGCUCCUGGUUAUGCAUAUUUAACUUAUCCAAAUGCUGGCCAAUGGUGGGGUCAGCCAUCUGACAACGCUUUCUUGCCUCUUGUGGUCCAGUCUUCUGUGCCAGAAUCCCCUGUGACUGGGGUUGUGCUUGAAGAAGUGGUCUCUAGUUUGCCAAAAAACAGACCCAAGUUUAAUCUACUUCAGGCUGUUAAAGGUGGUGUUUCCAGCAGUUCUGACUCUACACCCCAAGCUCUAUCUCCAAAUACCCCCUCUUCAGCUUCUCUGCCUGUGGAUCAAUCUGGUAUGAGUGGUUUAGUGUCACUUCAGGGUUCGUCUGGAUCAUCCACUUCAAGUGGUUCUGGACAACUUGUUUUUGCACAAGGGGAAGGUGGCAGCUUUGCAUUGAAGACUGGAGUUACUGGCCAGUCUACUAAUGAUCAGAGCUCCCCUAGUCCGUCUAGUUCAGCUUCACAAGGUACCACCUAUGGUGUAAUUACCCAGGCUCAAGGUGCAAGUCAGUCUGCUCCAGGAUCUUCAUCCCCAUAUACAACCAUAUCAUUGCCCAAAUAUGUUACUAGUCAGUUGAUAACUGGACCAAGUUCAAAGCAAUUUACCUCCGUCUAUGGCACCCAGACAGGAUCCUCUGCCCCUUUCACUUUGAAAGAAAGUACCACAUAUGGUGGACAAAUCCAGACUCAAGAUGCCACAAGUCAAUUAGUCAAGAUGCCACAAGUCAACUUCAACCCCAUACAUAUCUGUAUCAUCACCUCAAGUUGUGACUGGUCAACUGACACCUGUGCCAGGUUCAAAGCCGGUCACCUCUGUCUAUACAACCCAGACAGGAUCCUCCGCCCCUUUCAUUUUGCAAGAACUACUCCAGGGUCCAGAUUCAACAAAGCAGGUUGUUUAUGAAUCUUCAACCCCAUACGUAUCUGUAUCAUUGCCCCAAGUUGUUACUAGUCAAUUGACACCAGUGCCAGGUUCAAAGCAGGUUACAUCCAUGUAUACAACCCAGACAGGAUCCUCUGCCCCUUUCACUUUGCAAGAACUACUCCAGGGUCCAGAUUCAACAAAGCAGGUUGUUUAUGAAUCUUCAACCCCAUACGUAUCUGUAUCAUUGCCCCAAGUUGUUACUAGUCCGUUGACACCUGUACCAAGUUCAAAGCAGGUUACCUCUGUCUAUGGCACUCGGACUGGUUCUUCUGCUCCCUUCACUCUGCAAAGGUUACUCCAGGGUAAAGGUUCAACAAGCCAGGUUGUUUCAGUACCUUCAACCCCAUAUAUAGCUGUAUCAUUGCCCCAAGGUGUUACUAGUCUGUCAACACCUGUGUCAAGUUCAAAGCAGGUUACCUCUGUCUAUACCACCCAGACUGGACCCUCUGCCCCUUUCACUUUGCAAGAACUACUCCAGGGUCAAGAUGCCACAAGCCAGUUUGUUUCAGGAUCUUCAAGCCCAUAUGUAGCUGUAUCCCUGCCCCAAGUUGUUACUAGUCAGUCAGCUGUGCCCUGUUCAAAGCAGGUUACAUCUGUCUAUGGCACUCAGACUGGUUCUUCUGCUCCCUUCACUCUCCAAAGACUACUCCAGGGUAAAGGUUCAACAAGCCCACUUGUAUCCGUACCUUCAACCCCAUACAUAUCUGUAUCAUUGCCCCAAGGUGUUACUAGUCAGUCGAUGACAUUGCCUAGUUCUAAGCAGAUAACAUCCGUCUAUACCACCCAGACAGGAUCCUCUGCCCCUUUCACUUUUAAAGAAAGUGGCACAUAUGGGGGACAAAUCCAGACUCAAGAUGCCACUAGUAAAUUAGUUUUAGCAUCUUCAACCCCUUACGUAUCUGUAUCAUCACCCCAAGUUGUGACUAGUCAUUUGACACCUGUGCCAGGUUCAAAGCCGGUCACCUCUGUCUAUACAACCCAGACAGGAUCCUCUGUCCCUUUCCCUUUGCAAGGAGUACUCCAGGGUCAAGAUUCAACAAGCCAGGUUGUUUAUGGAUCUUCAACCCCAUACGUAUCCGUAACAUUGCCCCAAGAUGUUACUAGUCAGUUGACACCUGUGCCAAGUUCAAAGCAGGUUACUUCUGUCUAUACCACCCAAACAGGUUCUUCUGCCCCAUUCACUUUGCAAGGAGUACUCCAAGGUCAAGAUGCCACAAGCCAGUUUGUUUCGGGAUCUUUGAGCCCAUAUGUAGCUUUUUCCUUGCCCCAAGUUGUUACUAGCCAGUCAGCUGUGCCCAGUUCAAAGCAGAUUACCUCUGUCUAUGGCACUCGGACAGGUUCUUCUGCUCCUUACACUUUGCAAGGAAGCACAUAUGGUGGACCAAUCCAGCCACAAAAUGCCAAAGAUGUGUCUUCUACAGGAUCUUCAUCCUCUGUCCUCCUGACCUCAACUGGUGACAUUUCUAAUCCUUCCAGCAGCUUUUCUGCCCUAAAACGUUACUACUCUGUCAAGGAUUAGGAACUGUUUAACUGCUAUGUGACUCCAUGUUUCUAAGCUGUUUUCCAAUAAAAGUUUGAAGUCAA